Messenger RNA from Botrytis porri, 438 nucleotides. RefSeq lists its product as uncharacterized. The record is from RefSeq and is a predicted model, not a curated record. The coding region runs from base 1 to 438 and encodes 145 amino acids. The transcript has 3 exons. NCBI's taxonomy places the organism in Eukaryota, Fungi, Ascomycota, Leotiomycetes, Helotiales, Sclerotiniaceae.
AUGCAUCCCCUCUCCAUUCUCUCUUUCCUCCUCCUCUCCCACCCUUCCCUCAUCUUCGCAGCACCAGCUCCAAACCCCCUCCUUCCCCUCCUCGAUACCCUCAUAAACAUAACCAUCACAGCCUCAACACUCAAUUCCGCUCCACCAGCUAUCUUCACAACAACCACACAUUCUGCUGAAUGCGCAGAUGUAAACCAGGGAGCUCUGGUAUGCUGUCCGAGUAUUCUGGAUGGAGAUCAACCGAUUGUGGUGGCGGCGGCGAGGAUGUUUGGGUUUGUGUUGAAUGGGAAUAGUGUUAAUGGGAUUGGGUGUAGGAAUUUGGAUGAUGGCGCGGAUUGUUCGGUGUUGGAACAUAGACUUUGUUGUCAAGUUACUGAUUUGAUGGCUCUACCACUUGUUAGUUUGGCAAUGUGGUGUCAUGGUGCCGAGGAACUCUGA